GAGUGCCAUUCAUAACAUGGCGUUUUGGAGGGUGAAGGUUUCGAACUGUGGACUAUUGCUAUCGCAUUUGCCCCGCCGUAACAGGACAAAAUCGAGGAAGUACGUCCAGUUGUGCCUGUGCCCCUUUUCGAAUGCGGCCUGGAACCACAAGUGCCGAAAUACGGAAUGGAGGCUACGGCCCUGGCAAUGCCUACCGGUGUGCGGCAUCCACAGUUCGAGCCUGCCCAGUCCCAUCAGCGGAGAGGUAACGGUGGUGUACAAGGACGGCCUGCCCGAGAUCACGGUGCCGUUGCCCUCCCGACGAGACCGGUGCCGCUUCACGCUCCGGCCGCUGGGCAGCACGGUGGGCGACUUAAUGCGCAGCAUCUGCGUCGAGGACCGCGGCGUCGACCACGUCACCGUCACCUCCACAGAUGGCGUUCGUAUUGCGUCAACGUCAACUAUCGAGUCUCUCCUGCGGGAAAACUUCAUCCUAACCCUCAACAACCAGGUCUACCUCGUUGAACCGCCAUCUAUAGAGCGCCUGACCAACGAGGAGGCGCAGACGCUGUCCGACCUGAAGACGCUGGUGGCUCGGCUGUACGAGAGCCUCACCGUGAACGAGCACCAGCUGGAGCAGGAGCGCAAGCUGCUGAACCGGCUGCACAGCGUCAAGGAGCAGCUGGGCCCGCUGGAGCGCAAGAAGAGCGAGCUCGUGUCGCUCUCCCAGCGGCGCACCACGCUGCUGUCGUGGCUCGGACUGGGCCUGAUGGGCGUCCAGUUCGGCAUACUGGCCAGGCUCACCUGGUGGGAGUACUCGUGGGACAUCAUGGAGCCCGUCACCUACUUCAUCACCUACGGCACCACCAUGGCCAUGUAUGCCUACUUCGUCGUCACCCGCCAGGACUACGUGCUUCCGGAAGUGCGCGACCGCCAGUUCCUGAUAUCCUUCUACAAGUUCGCCCGGCGCCAAGGCAUGGACGUGUCCCGCUACAACGCCCUGCGGGACGAGCUCUUCGAGAUCGAGGAAGAGCUGCGUCGCCUCAGGGACCCCCUGCAGAAGCACCUCCCCGUGCGCGAACUGGGCGCACCCUGCAAGGAAGAAGACGAGCAGCAGCAGGCCAGCUAGCUCGUCGCCCGAUGGACCGCCCUCUAAAGUUGCCUCGCCACCUCGCUAGAGGCAUCGCCACCCGCGCCUCCCUUGUUUAAUUUAAAAAAAAUUUGUUCUUUCCCUUCUAAUACCACUUCCACCCUCUUGACCUAGUGCUCAGCCCAAUCCCAAAAAGAAAAUUUCGCCUUUACGAACUCGGAGGUGGCUGGUUCGUUGUGGCUGACCGGGCUGCUUUUUAAUCGUACACGUGUAACGGAAGGGCAUUUUAUUUCGGGUACUCUGCGUGGCAUUGAAUCUUCGCGCUGCUGCGGUCGUGUGAGCGAGACUGUCCAGCGGUCGCGCAUUGUGUCCGGCAGAGUGAAAGCUGUGUGUAGGUCCUGUCUCGGCGUCACCAGGUGUUCGACUUGGUCGCGGGGCACUUCAGGCCUGGCGUCACCCACCGCCUGCGCUAAGCUACAUUGUCGGGGCUUACGCAGACACAUGUUCGCCUUUCGUAUAAAUUGAAACAUUGAAGCGUCUCGUUCCCGUGUGACUGAGAGGAGCUCCGUCACGAGUGAAACUCACUGAACCGCUGCAGUAGCGUCGCGAGGCCAUCGCUGGCGCUCGCUGCUAUAUUGUUCGCGGAAAGUGGAAAAAAAGGUUGUGACGAAAACUGUAGCCCGUAGCGUAGGCGCGCUGCCGAGAGAUAGACGACGUUACAUGCAUGCGUCGGUUUUAGGCCCUCUUUGUAACGGGAAGAAAAUCUUUGUCUCUCUUGAACUCCUUCGCGCUUUAGUGCGUAACACUAUACAGUGGCGCGUGUGCACGCGUGUAGAGACAGCGAGUUCCAGAAUGUCUGCGGCGGCCAUUGGCAGUUUCGGAAGCGUGCAAAACAAAAUUAAGUACGGCUUUACGACGGGCCACACGCUCCGUUUUCGUUAAUCUGCAGUGCGCCCCGGAGCGCUACCCCACUACAAGGUCUGUCUAUAGUUUCUUUUGUUUUUCUAGCAUAUUGUAUAACGAAGGCAGCGAGCUUGAGUCAGACUUCUCGAGUGUAUUGUCGUAUGGCAGGCCCCGAGUGCAAACCAGGCCUGUGUGUUCGUGCCAAAACGCCACAUCUGCGUGUGGGUGGCUUCGUUUGUGGGCGUGUGUUUAAAGAAAAAAAAAUAAUUGAAACCCGAAACGCUGCCGCACGCGGUGUCGCAAACCAGGCUCAGUCUCCGUUCCGAAGCGUGUUGUACGGGAGGUGAAUCGGUCGUGGCGUCGGCAACUCGCCCCGGUUUACGUAUUCCACGAACAGCCACGUGUGCGCGACUCCUAGUGAAGCAGUUCGUAUUGCAGGCUUAAGUGCUGCGAGUCGCUCCCGCUGAUUAGGGAUCCGGUAUACAUAGUUCGGGCGCGCGCCGUUUCGAGCCGGCGUGCGAGUAAUAUGGCGAUAUCGUGUGGGUGGCGUUGCCUCUACAACAUCCCGUGUAGACAUGUGUAACUCUCCGAUUCUCGUACUUAACAAGAAACCGAAGCCCAGCGUGAGAGCAAAAAAAAAAAAAAAAAGUGUGCCGUUAUAUAUACCAGCGCAUAUAGGACACGAUCGUAUGCGUGCCUGUAAGCGGUCGUGUUCUGAGCUAACUGGAUGAAUGAAAGGUGCAUAGCUCCUGACAUAGCUAUACAGUUGUCGGCAAAAAUAACAAAAUAUGGAUUUGGGAUUCCACCACUUCCAACUUAUUCGUGCAAGCUUUCUAAUCGAUUCGAGAUUUCGUGCUGCUUUUUUGUUAUCAGCAGGGCGUGUUAAUGAAUGUCGCGUUCUUCGAGUGUUUUUUUUUUUUUUUUUUACUUAUUUUUUGUUGUCGCCGAGCGUCCUUGUAUACAGUGAGAGUGCUCGAGCGCGACGUUCUUUAUUGUCAAGUCUAUAUUUUGCAUGUUCUCGGGCUGUACGCAGCUCGACGAUGAAAGUGAUCACUGCCUUGAGACUUGCUGUACGCCGAAAGGUUCGAAUUUUGGCGUCUUGUGAGCUGUGUGAUUUGUUGUUGCUUGGUUGGGUGGGGGGAAUUUGAUGAGCGAUGAGAGAGAUACUUCUCCGUGGCGCGGGCCUUCAUGAUGUGCAAUGGAGUGCAUGGAUUGAUUUAAAGGGCGCUGUUCGUCGAGGAUUCUGAGAUUAUCGGGAAAAGCAACGGUUCUUUUUCUUCUUCGUUUUACUGUUUUCUAUUUUUAUACCAACAACGAAUAUUUGAAAGUUUGAGAAAUUGUCCCAUUAUGCAUAUGACCGAACGUAUGUGCUUAGACUACUCUGCAAAGCCUUUAUUUUUGUCUUGUUUUUUUACUUACUUUUUCUCUCGGCGUUCACGAGAUUAAAAUGGUUUCCUCGCAACCGAUGCAUACAACUGAUCUUUAUUGCGGGCACCCCUACUCUCCGAGUGUCUGAUUCAAGCUACAUAUCUUGCUCUGUGCGAGGUGGCUGAAGGUUUUGAUGGUCCGUACUUGUUGCCUUGCCGCGGAAGAUAGACGGUUUGGCAGGCAUCCCAGGACUCGAGUGAACUUCUCCCGAGGCCUCGCUCGGUUCCGAUUCGUUGCCUGCACUGUUUAAUGUUACUGAUCGUUAUAUUUAAUGCGAAUUUUCCUAACUGUGAACCUUCAAGGGGCGGCUUCAGAGUGAAGCAUGCUUUAUUUUUCCCCGGAUAUUAUAAAACGAACACAACGGUUUAUUUUUGGUUAUGCAGAAGGGAACGUUAAUCAGAGUCUGCAGCAGUGAUGACUACAGAGUGGUGAUACCGACGUGAUAUGCGCAUCUUCGCGAACGCUGAGCGGCCGAGGUAUAAGCAUGCUGGCACUCCCAUUGGGAGCUUCGAGAGCGCCUGGGCUCUCUGAUAUCUACGAGGUGUUGCUUCGACGCAGACAGUCUUUCUGUAGCCGAACUUUGCUCGCAAUUGCACCCGCUUCUCGGAAAUACAGGUCUCUCGGCUACCGCCGACGCUUGUCGACCCACAUUGCGGCGCCUGGCGUUUCAACUUCCUCGUGCACCGUCUGUCGCAGUCUCGCGUGUUUGCGCGCGACAGACUAUGACAGAGAAGGCAUUCUCGCGAGAGAUCGCGGAUAGGCUCCGUCGAAGCUACGCGCGCUGUGAUGCGGCAAAACCCAAUGCGCGCGGGGCCCUCGAUACAGCCUUCGCCGGAACGUGCCGGCCGAGGACAGUGAUGACACGAACAAGUUUUUUUUUUUUUUUCCAAACCUUUCUCGGGGUCAGGCAACUGUCUUGCGACGACUGUUUCACAAACGAUCCACGUGCCAAAAAUUAAAGUAGGGUGGAACUCGUCCGUCUGGAGCCCGGCGCUCCAAUAUUUAUUUCUUAUUCCGAGCAAUAUUUCGCAGGCGCACUGCUUCGCUCUUGGUGAAUGUCAGCGUGUCAUGUGAGUCUCCUCCUCUCGUGGUUGACAAAAAAAAAAAAAAAAAAAAGUGGAGGUGGGACCGGGAGGGGGGAGGAGAUACGCAUGAUACGAAUGUUGUGUCGGGCAUGCAGCGGGGUCAGUCUAGUCACGAGUCGUCCUUUGACCCUUCCACCGAGUAAACUGUCCUCUCGCUUUCCGUAGGGAGCUUUCCACGCGCUUCCGUACUCCUGCACCUUUUUCCCACUCCCGACCAAAUCCGGUCGUCAGUUUCAGAGUUCCAAGCGCUUUUGGGGACACUAAUAUACCUUUGUUUCUGGGUUUGUGUUCAGUAAAAAAACGUUCGGCGACGUGCUUUCUUAUUUUUUUUUUUCUUAUACGCCGUGGUGCAUUCAGCAGCUUGUUUUGGCGCAUUACCGUGAUACGUGUUUAGUUGAGUUGCAGGAAAAAGAAAAAAUCGCUGUUUCCUUGUUUUUAUCGUUUCUUUUAUCUGUUGUUCUCGAGUGGGGGUGGUUUUACUCGAUUUGUCUGCUCGAUGGACGGUCAUUGCUGUUUUUUUUUUUUUUUUUUUUUGUAUGUGUUGUUGAUGGUUACAUGAUGUUAUCCCUCGUUUUUUUUUUUUUUUUUCGCGUUGAUUUAGAAUGUUUUGAGAUGAACGGGUGACACUGCAAUGGGAGGGAGGGGGGGGGGGGGGUGAACUGCAUUCGCGAAUCUUCGUGCGCAGCGGCUCCGUACUUACACGCAAGAAAGCAAGAUGCGAGUUUGCAGAGUACUUAAAACAAUACUUCUAUGCCUUUCACCACGAUUGCAGGAAACAUAGCAUGUUUGAUAAAGCUAUAUAUACGACAUACUGUAGCACAACGUUUCGAGUGUGGCGUACGACGAGUCUCUCUCCUUCCCGUUUUUAAACCUUGUCCUUCGACGCCUAUGCCGACUAUCUUUCCGAUGUACGCUAUGUACACUCUAUAGCUGAAUUUACACUCGCGUAAUGAUUAAAUAAAAAACAUUAACAUAGCUGCUCUCUCGUGAGGAAAGGUCCAGUUCUACAAUGUAGCGAAUAAUAUAACCGUUUUGUAGAAAAGGCAAAGGGAAAAAAAAAAUGUCUCAAAUUGCCCGCGCUUACGGGGGGUGACCUUCCCUGUAUACUCGCAGGCGUGCAUGACGCGUCCUUCCUAUAGAGGGCGUACUUGUUUUUACAUUUAAUGUAAAUAGUACACUAUGCACAGCAGUGUGCUCUAUACCAAUGACGAGGCUGAUCUAUCAAUCUAUAUUUCUCUGGUGAAUUACUGGUGAUUAUAUAUAUAUAUUAUACAUAAUAUAUGCAUUCAUGGUACACUUAACGACAGAAUGCCUCCCCCAGAAUUAUAGGUUUUAUAGGUUUUCUCGAGCUCCAUCGUUUAAUGUGCUAUACUUGCGACUUGCCGCAAGGUUCAGCAUCGUUGCGCCAAGCUUGCGAUGCAUCGCCUACGGGCUCGCUGAAAGAUUUAUUCUCCACUAUUAUUUUUUUUCCCCGCAGUCCCCGUAUUUUGUCUCGUGUCGCCGUUAAUCGCACCCAUGGUCCGGCACAAGUGGCCGUCCACCGCCGCAGUUAGUAAUGCCUGCUUUGGCUCCCUAGGGUAUUGCAAGCCGCCACGUAUUUGGCGUCGUCGUAUACAUACAUAUGGCUUUGGUUGGCUGUUGUACAACCAUCAAUAAAUAGCAGGCAACCGUGGCGGAGGUUAUGACGCGCCAUGUGACAUUGGCCGCACAGGAGACGCAAAAGCAAACAAGCAAAAAAAAAGCAAAAAGUAUAAAAAGAAAACCGGAAUAACAUAACGUCUCCGCUACCUUUGCGCGCAGCCUAGAAUUUGAAAGGGUGAUGCGCUUUUUCGUAUGGAAGUGCAGUGCGUUUGGGUUUGCGUGCUCAAACUUUGGGAUUUGCGUGCUUAAGCGUCGACGGAAUUGUUAUUUACCAGCUCCGAUUUUCCGCGGGGUCUUGUGAGCGAUUGCACAACAUUUCUUCUUAAUUACCGGGACACGCUGUAACUUGCGGAAAAGUUAGCUUUGUCAAAAUGCUGUUUGCAGCUUAUAUAUACAGUGUAUCGCUGCGCCCACAAAUUGAAUCGACUGCGUGCUUGAUUCCAAUGCAGAAAUGUGCACAUGUUGGGCAUUAGAUGGAGCCGCCAUUUGUUUUGUGCUGCACCACCCACGUGGCUCACGUUGGAGGCCACUUGGCCAGGAUGAUUGGUUCUGUUCCUGGCGAAAGCUAUACAAUGCGUGUCUCGAUAAGCUCACGCAAUGUCUUUCUUUCUUUCCCGAGUUGUAUUUUGUGAAUGUGUACGUACUCUUGAUCUAGUAUGUAUACGUUUGUGGCUCGAGCUGUUGGUGCUCUGUAUAUGCGCGCAGAGUUGACGCUAGGUGCGGCUGUGUUUUGUUAAGCCCUGUUACGCGCACUUGUUGUUCGACAUACGAAGAAAAAACACAAAGAGCUUAUAUAUGAGACUCUCUCCUUCGAGACUUGUAGUCUAUAUCCUGCAGUGCAGAAUAUCUUGUUGCGGUGCAUUUUUUUCCCCUUUGCUGCCCACGUUUGUUGCUUUGUUCACGGUUUCCAUUUUUUUUUUUUUCGACGAUGAAAGCAAAAAUAAAAAGGAUUGACUACCUGCGAAAA
Dermacentor silvarum is the source of this 7093-nucleotide messenger RNA. It is a transcript of the gene MCU, whose product is annotated as calcium uniporter protein, mitochondrial. The record is from RefSeq and is a predicted model, not a curated record. Gene Ontology annotation, cellular component: uniplex complex; mitochondrial inner membrane. Gene Ontology annotation, biological process: mitochondrial calcium ion homeostasis; calcium import into the mitochondrion. NCBI's taxonomy places the organism in Eukaryota, Metazoa, Arthropoda, Arachnida, Ixodida, Ixodidae. The coding region runs from base 17 to 1108 and encodes 363 amino acids. Gene Ontology annotation, molecular function: uniporter activity; calcium channel activity. The transcript has 7 exons.